AUGCAAAUGCAGAUUACACGUUUCUUCAUUCUGCAUUGUGUUGACACGCCGUUAGUGAUGUCUCUGAGUUGUCUUGAUGAUAGUCGUUGGCUGUCUGUUAUACUUCCUGAUGCAACUGACGCGCAACCUACUCCGAUUUCGCUUAUAUUAGAUCCUUUAGCCAAUGAACACUAUCAAUUGUUAUUAGGAGAACUUUCGAACAUCAAAAUGGUUAGUGGUCAUGGUCUCUUCCAAUUAGGCUCCAGAUGGAUACUGUAUAUUGAUAUUGUGGGAGUUGUUCGCACUGUCGAUGAGCGUGAAAAGUUUUGUAUUGUUGAUUUGGAUGAUGGUACCGGCUGUCUAACGUGUACUAUUUGGCAUCGUGAUUGGUUCCAUAAUACUUAUAAUCACUUGACGAGUGGGAAGUAUUCUUUUGAUGUCGAACAAAACAAUCUGUGUGAACAAAUUGUUAAACUAUCAUAUAAGUCACAACCCGUUUCAUCAUCGUCAUCACACCGGCAUUCAUCUGGUCUGAAAGUGGGCCAAACUUUGCAACUAAGCGGUCGCUUGACCUGUUUUCGUGGGAAAUUGAAACUGAAUGCCUACUUUUGUCGUCUAGUCAAAGAUGAAGGUGAAUUGUUAAAUCAAAUCAUUCACAGAUAUCAUUUACAUCAAGAAAUCUAUUCACAACCUUACGAUCCUGAAACUGUUGCAAAAAAUGUCAAAAAAUCUCAUGUGACUAAUUUGGCGAAUUCACUUGUUACAGAAACAUGUAGAAUUCUUGUGCAAGAUAAUAUUCGAUUGUUUACCAAACUGGAUUUAUGUUUACAUCCGAAAAUAGUUGAGUCUAUCACAGAAAAUUGGACGUCCUUAGCUGUGGCGUAUGAUGAGACUGAAGCGGACUAUCUUCGACAAAGUUUUAUUGAAAGCGAAGAGAAAGAAGAAGAAUCUUCAGUUAAAAUGCGAAGUUUAAACCCGAAACAGCUACAACUUAUAGUUCAUAGCCUGAUUGAUCGAUUAUUAAUUGAAGGCUGGAUUUUCCCAUCGAAUCAGUCUAUCUGUGGAAUGCAAACAUAUCAUGUCGUGAAGGAGAACUGGAGAUUAUUGGACGUUGUUUAUAAUGUCGUCCGGUCUCAAGGUGCUGAUAAAGAGUUAUCACUACACUCCAUACUGCAUAAUAUUCGACAAUGCUCAAAUCCUAAUCAUAUCCAAUUAAAACGUAUCACCUUGAAUGCAAUGAAACAUUUAUUGAAUCAGUUGGAAUGCGAAAGUCGAAUAUAUCAAAGUAAUCCGGGUUAUUAUAAAGUUGCUUAA
Heterobilharzia americana is the source of this 1293-nucleotide messenger RNA. The record is from the annotation of a GenBank genome assembly. Lineage: Eukaryota; Metazoa; Platyhelminthes; Trematoda; Strigeidida; Schistosomatidae.